This is a messenger RNA of Colletotrichum higginsianum IMI 349063, 897 nucleotides long. RefSeq lists its product as uncharacterized. The transcript is spliced from 2 exons. The coding region runs from base 1 to 897 and encodes 298 amino acids. Lineage: Eukaryota; Fungi; Ascomycota; Sordariomycetes; Glomerellales; Glomerellaceae. The record is from RefSeq and is a predicted model, not a curated record.
AUGAGGUCCUCCAUGAUCAUUCUUAUUGCUACCGGCCUGGUGUCGGGUCUGAGCAUUCCUAAGCAGCUGGAUACCCGCCAGGCCAUCGCCCAGGCGCCUGCUGCCGCUGCACCUGCACCUGUAGCCCCGGCCGCUCCUCCCGCUGAGGCUCCUGCCGCCGCCCCCCCUGCCGCCGCCCCCCCAGCGGAAGCCCCUCCUGCUGAGGCUCCUGCCGCCGCACCUCCUGCUGAGGGCGGUGACGCCGCUGCCGAGGAGAAGAAGAAGGCCGAAGAGGAGGCCGCCCGCAAGGCUGCGGAAGAAGCCGCCAAAGCCGGCGGGGGCGCUGGCGCCGGUCAGGAUGAUGCCGCGAAGCAGCAAGAGGAGGCUGCUAAGCAGGCUGAGGAAGAGGCCAAGAAGCAGCAGGAAGAGGCAGCAAAGCAAGCCGAAGAUGCUGCCAAGAAGCAGGAGGAACAGCAGAAAGAGGCCGCCAAGGAGGCCGCCAAGGAGGCCGAGAAGGCGAUGGAGGAGUACCAGAAGCAACAAGAAGGCGAGAACAAGGGCAACGAUAAUAACAGGGGCGAGGGUGAGGGCAGAGGUGACGGCAACAACCGUGGUAAUGACAACGACCGGGGCAACGGCCGCAACCGCAACAAAAACAACGACAACAACAAGAACAACGCCGCUCUUCUCCAGAACAUCCAGCUACUCCUCGCCGUCAUGGGUCUCCAGAACGUUGUCAACGUCCAGGCUCUCGCUCAGCUCCAGGCGCAGCAGCAGCUUGUCAUGCUCGCCCAGCUCCAGCAACUUGCCCAGCUCAACGCCGUUGGACUGAUCAACUCUGUCCAGCUUGUCGGCCUUAUGCAGCAGGGUCUCGUGCUCGGUGGUGUCAGUGGUGUCAAUAUCGUCAAGAUCCAAUGA